AUGCCUAAGGAGACGCGCAUCAUCACCCGUGACAAUAUCGAACGCGCACUAAAGAAGCAUGACAAUGAAAUUACGCGGCUCUUCCGGAAACUUAUGGGCACAGCGAAUAAUCCACAAAGCCAAAAGGUCAAGAAUUACAAGACUGCGACUGACAAGAGCAGAGUCACGAUGGUGGCGCUUCAACACAAGUUCGGACGUAACGUAAACGACAUCCCAAGCUUGGAAAACAAGUGGACAAAACCGGAAAACAAGAGCAAAACGGAAGCAUUACAAAGCCUAGUCAAUAUCGUGAACGACAACGAUACUUUGAGGACUCUACUGACCAACUCAUUGAAAGUUGCGCGCAACCGUGCUGUGGACUAUUACCAACCAGUCGCGACACAAAGAACGGAUACUGGUAGCACCUGCAUCAAAGAAAGCGAGCUGGAAGAUGACAGCAGUGCCGAAAACAUUGUUGAGAAGGUCAUGCAGGCCAAGGGCAGCCUCAUGGCCCUCCCAUGCCCAGAUGUAGGUGGUUUUCUGGAGGACGAGAUUCGGGCCAAGGAAGAAAAGCUAGCCCAGACUCAUAUAGCCACCGAGCUUCCUCUCUACAGUGUAUUGCCACCAGGAUAUUUGUGUGGAGCAAACUUUACUUUGGAGACUCACGAUACGUACGCCACCGUUCUUAGGGGUGAGGUGGUAUGGAUCUUCUGGCCUCGCACGGCUCAAAACCUCCGCGUAAUGGAACAAGCAUACCAGAAAAUAAUAGACGGUACACCAGAGGAGCCUGAGGCGCUAGCAAAUCAACUCAAUGACGGUGUAAUCUUUGGCCAACCAGCUGGGAGAUGCUUGCGCCUGCCGCCCUUAUGCAUCUUUAUGUGUGUAGCGACGGAGUUCACUGUCCUCUCCAGAUAUCAACUGAUGUCGGCUUCGUACAUUGUCGAUUCGCUGGACGUGCCGGCAGGAUUCUAUCGCUCAUGUUUGGGAACGCAUGGGUAUGUAAGAGCUGAGCAGUUGUUCCGUGGGCACAGCGAAAGCCGACGAGAAAUGAUCGAACGCAUUCUCAAAUGCGAAUUUGAAACUUACGAGCCACAUGAGUGGGCCGAACACACGGAGAUUGCGGGCCCAAUAAACGAUCUGAUGCGGAAGUGGGAUGAGGUGAAGGGUAAUGUCGCAAAGCUGCUGACCCUCAAGGAUGCAGCACAACUUCGACAUAGUUGGAUCGGGUUGUUGAAAGUAUUUAGGAGUGACCAGUGCGCAAUUUGCGGUGCUUCUGGGAAGCAUUUCUCGGAUGUAGGUCUACAUUUUGACACGGCUCACGGGUUCCAUGGCGACCAUGCUGCGCUUGCUUUGCCUGAUUUGCCUGCGUACAGAGUGUUGGGUGAUGGGCAGUCUCAAGACCCCGUAGGAGAUGCCUUGGAUGACGCGAAUGAGACUCCAGGUGGCGAUGAUGGGGGUUAUGAGUAUGAGACGGAGGAUGUCAUCCACAGGUACUGA
Molecule: messenger RNA, 1476 nt
Organism: Paraphaeosphaeria sporulosa
Lineage: Eukaryota; Fungi; Ascomycota; Dothideomycetes; Pleosporales; Didymosphaeriaceae
Exons: 1
Coding region: 1-1476 (491 amino acids)
Source: RefSeq, a predicted model, not a curated record